GGCAUGGUUUGCUGAUUGUUUGUAAUUGUGCCGCUCCAUUCAUUUAGCUAUAAACUAUGGAUGUUGACGGAUGUGAGCAGCAUGAAAUGUUUUCAUGGCGUCGCGAAUCAUGCAUGGCGACAGUCAUGCAUGCGCCAAAGUUUGCAAUUUCCAAAUCUGGGCCUGCCAAUUCCCAGACGGCGUCGUUGCGGGACUGGGACAUGCCGUCACGACACUUUUACUUUUAACCUCACAGGCGCUGCAAUGCCGCUGGCCCUGAGGCGGGUAUGCAAUAUGCAAGGGGCUGCCCUUGUGGUGGUUGUAGUAGUCAAGGUAGCACCCGUGCCCGGCCGCCAUGGUGGAGGUCAGCGCACAGCAGGCGUGGCUGCGUUUGCCGUCUUCUUUUUGUGCUUCUUUUUCUCCUUGCUCCUCCUCCGCAGCGGGCUACGAGUCGUCGAGAGUGACCAGGGUGCCAUGUGCCAAUGGUGUGCAUCCGCGAGCCGAGCCAGGGUAGCAUUCAUUGCUCAGGAGGGUGGUCCAGGCGCGAGAGGUGAAGAAGCUACGGCGUGAGUCGAGCCCUUUGCAUUUGAGUCAGCCGGCACCGCCAGACUCGGGAGCGUGGACGGGCAGCAGACAGUGGACAGAGAGGGCGCUGAUGGUGUUGCAGCAGCAGGCUGUGUGCUGCUUUGGGCGGACGGGCCGGUGCAGCAAGUAUGUAUGAUAUUGGCAGCUUGUCAGCCCUGUGGCCGGUCACGCAAGGGCGGAGCGUGACAGCAGCGGUCGGACAGGCUCUUUGCAAGAA
This is a messenger RNA of Bipolaris sorokiniana ND90Pr, 781 nucleotides long. RefSeq lists its product as uncharacterized. The record is from RefSeq and is a predicted model, not a curated record. Bases 244 to 549 code for a protein of 101 amino acids. The transcript has a single exon. Lineage: Eukaryota; Fungi; Ascomycota; Dothideomycetes; Pleosporales; Pleosporaceae.